Cladophialophora immunda is the source of this 1227-nucleotide messenger RNA. RefSeq lists its product as uncharacterized. The transcript has 3 exons. NCBI's taxonomy places the organism in Eukaryota, Fungi, Ascomycota, Eurotiomycetes, Chaetothyriales, Herpotrichiellaceae. Bases 1 to 1227 code for a protein of 408 amino acids. The record is from RefSeq and is a predicted model, not a curated record.
AUGCAUGAUCCUCAUAUCAUAAAACAACUGCAACUGUCCACCAAUGCUCCAUCGCCCAGGACAUUUGCCUCUGCAGAAGCCGGGAGACAAAGACUCCGUGGGGAGAUUGCGAAAUGGCGAAACUACGUCCAGCACAUGGCCCUUUUCGUCGACUCUCCGGACCUUCAUGGUAAUUGCUCUUUUGACAGCAUCUUGGCCACCUUGACACCGGCUGAAACGGAUGAGCCGCUUGGAAUGACUUUUUGGGAGCAUGCAGGCUUCUGUGGAAGAGGGGUCAAUGGUGAUAUUGCACAGCUAUUUGCCGAGCUUGAAGCAUACCGAAUUGCUGUCUGGUGUCAAGACACUGGGUUCAGCGGGCGCAAACCGUUUCUUAUCCACUAUGGAAUAGCCCUGCAUGUUCUCCAGGACAGUCUCCUUAAACGAUACAAGAGCGAGUGCAAGUGGUUGUCCGAAGCGGCUCGAACACCCAACUAUGUCCAGUGGUGGAGGAAGAAGAAGACGGUGGAAACCGAGGAACCUGAAGUCGCUUCGCAAAGGGCACUUGAACGAUCCAUCUACCUGGCUCACGAACGUGCCAGCCUCAGCAGAAGCUCGUUUGAAUUCGGGAAAGUCGACGAGCAGGUCCAAUACUCGGUCUUUGCAAUGCACAGGCCUAUCGUCUUCGCCUUGGUUUCCUGCCUCUGUGCACUCAAUGUGGCCAGUGCACCGGCAGACAUUGUCCCUCGUCAGUCCGCUCCGUGCACUGACAAGACUAUUGGCCUUUACCUCGAUGGGACCAACUUUGACAUCACUUACUUGCGAACCUUCCGCCUUUCGUAUGCCAAUUCAUCCGCAUACGUCGGUCGGAUCAAGGACCAGUCAUACGCUGAGCCACUCAUCGUCGGGGCCCUCAACGGCAGCGACAACUCGGUCACUUUCCUGUCGAUCCACGAAUCUCCAACCGGUUUCCAGCAGAUGUACGUCUUUCGCUAUCAGAGCCAGCCCGUGGGUUUCAGCGUCCCUCACGGAGACGCACCUCAAGGCGCGAGCACGGCAGGGUUUUCAUUCGGCGCUGGAGGGGCGCUGUUGCACAAUGGGUUCAAUAGCUUUUAUGCGUGCCAGGAUGACGCCCUGAGCUCUUUGGAUUCGUACCAAAUAUAUUGGCUUGACACGGGAAAUCCUGUGGGAUGGACUUGCCAGGGCCCGAUUGCGAUCCAGGCCGGAGACGCUUGUUCACGAGAUGAGUGA